AUGGAUGCAAACCAGAUUGAGGCUUUUCUGACAGCACAGACUAAAAAGCAAGGGGGAAUCACGGUUGAACAAUCUGCAGUCAUUGCUAAGUUUUGGAAGAAUCACAAAAGAAAGAUUCGGGAAAGCAUGAUCAACCACACCAGAUGGGAGAACACCCUUAAAAGCUUAAAAUGGAGAGUAGAUGUAAAAUCACAGUCCAGGUACUCGGACCAAGUCAGCAAUGCUGCUGCUGUGGUGGAGAUGGAGAUUGGGACAAAUGACAAGGUAAGCAGCAUCUGA
Staurois parvus is the source of this 279-nucleotide messenger RNA. The record is from the annotation of a GenBank genome assembly. Lineage: Eukaryota; Metazoa; Chordata; Amphibia; Anura; Ranidae.